Messenger RNA from Lathyrus oleraceus (garden pea), 2013 nucleotides. RefSeq names its product protein DETOXIFICATION 49. The record is from RefSeq and is a predicted model, not a curated record. NCBI's taxonomy places the organism in Eukaryota, Viridiplantae, Streptophyta, Magnoliopsida, Fabales, Fabaceae. Gene Ontology annotation, cellular component: membrane. Bases 141 to 1745 code for a protein of 534 amino acids. Gene Ontology annotation, biological process: xenobiotic detoxification by transmembrane export across the plasma membrane. Gene Ontology annotation, molecular function: antiporter activity; xenobiotic transmembrane transporter activity. The transcript has a single exon.
UAAAUAGCUCUCUUUAGUACAAAACUCUUAUUACAUAGUGCAAGAACAAAAGCUCACAAGAUUUUUGUUUGUGUUUUAAAACAAAAGAACACAAAACUCCUUCUCUGUCCUUUGUUGUGUUUUUAUAUGCUAUUCACACCAUGUGCCAGUUAUCAUCAUCAACCUCUUCUGUCUCCACUUUGUGUGAAACUAAUAACAACCAAACAAACAUAUCCACAACCAAACUCAAGAAACCUGACAUGUUUACACCAUUGAUCCCUAAAUCCCCAACAUUCAAACAACAAGAAACCCACACAAAAAAAACCCAUUUUUCUCUUGCCAUCAAUGAAGCCAAACACAUUUCAAACAUAGCGUUACCUAUGGUUUUAACAGGCUUAUUAAUGUACUCUCGUUCCAUCAUUUCAAUGUUGUUUCUCGGCCGUGCUGGCGAACUCGCUUUAGCAGGUGGAUCACUUGCUAUAGGGUUCGCCAACAUAACCGGUUACUCCAUUCUCUCUGGUCUCGCCAUGGGAAUGGAGCCUAUUUGUGGUCAAGCUUUUGGUGCUAAAAGAUUCAAACUCCUUGGUCUUACAAUGCAAAGAACAAUGAUUCUUCUUCUUGUAACAUCCAUUUUCAUUUCAUUCUUGUGGCUUAACAUGAAGAGAAUUCUGCUUUUAUGUGGCCAACAAGAAGAUAUAGCAAACGUUGCGCAAUCAUACAUUCUUUAUUCUCUUCCUGAUCUCGUAGCGCAAUCAUUGCUACACCCUUUGCGAAUCUAUCUUCGAAGCCAAUCCAUAACACUUCCUUUAACAUACAGUGCUACUCUGUCGAUACUUCUUCAUCUUCCUAUAAACUAUUUUCUUGUUUCUGUCCUCAACUUAGGAAUCAAAGGAAUCGCGUUAGGUUCGGUUUGGACGAACUUCAACCUCGUUGCUUCGUUGAUUAUUUACAUUUGGGUUUCUGGAACACACAAGAAGACAUGGAAUGGCUUUUCAUCUUCUUGUUUCAAGGGAUGGAAAUCGCUUUUGAAUUUAGCAAUUCCGAGCUGCAUUUCGGUUUGUCUCGAAUGGUGGUGGUACGAGAUCAUGAUUUUAAUCUGCGGUUUAUUGAUUAAUCCACAUGCAACUGUUGCUUCUAUGGGUGUUUUGAUUCAAACAACUGCGUUAAUAUACAUUUUUCCUUCUUCAUUGAGUUUCGGCGUUUCGACAAGAGUUAGUAAUGAACUUGGUGCUGAAAAUCCACAUAAAGCAAAACUUGCAGCCAUAGUAGGACUCUGUUUUAGUUUUGUUUUGGGCUUCUCAGCUUUGUUCUUUGCAUUUUCGGUUCGAAACAUUUGGGCUUCAAUGUUCACAAAUGAUCCACAAAUCAUUGCUUUAACUUCAAUGGUGCUACCUAUCAUAGGACUUUGCGAGCUCGGAAACUGUCCACAAACAACGGUUUGUGGCGUUUUGCGAGGGACUGCUCGGCCGAAGUUGGGCGCGAAUAUUAACUUAGGAUGUUUUUAUCUCGUGGGAAUGCCUGUCGCGGUUUGGUUGAGUUUUGUUGCUGGAUUUGAUUUCAAAGGUUUAUGGUUUGGUCUUUUGGCUGCUCAAGGUUCUUGUAUGGUGACAAUGUUGUUUGUUUUGUUUCGUACCAAUUGGGAAAAUCAAGUAGAAAGAGCGAAGGAUCUGACAUCGUCUGAUCCGAGCGAAGAAGAUGAACAAGAAGAAGAGAAAGGAUUUGUGAGUUCAUGUGACAUAAAAGAGUGUUCUAAUUCAUUAGUUUGAUUGAGGGUUAAUUUUUUAAAUAUUUUACAUUGAGGUUUAAAUGAUGAACACAUUCAUUCUUUUUAGAAUUUUGUAGUGAUUUUUUAUUGUAAACUAAUUAAGGAGAAGUUAAUGAUUAUUAGAUUUGAGGCUAUGAGAAAUUUUGUCAAUUUUUAUAGAUUUUAGCAUGCAUGUAUGUAUGUUUGGGUGAAGAAUGAUUAACCAACUUGAGUUAUUAGAAACACAGAUGUAUGAAUAUAUUAAAAUCUUUGUGAUCAACAACCUUUAA